AUGUCUACGAAUAAACUAGAAGGGAAAGUAGCUAUCGUCACCGGCGGAGCAAGUGGCAUCGGAGAAGCCACCGCUCGUCUGUUUGCAAAACAAGGUGUCCGUGGGGUGGUGAUCGCUGAUGUCCAAGACGAGCUCGGCAAAAACCUAUCUGCAUCCAUCGGCUCGGACCGUAGCACCUACAUCCAUUGUGACGUCUCCGACGAAACCCAAGUUAAGUCACUGGUCGACCAGACGGUGGCUAAAUACGGCCAUCUUGAUAUUAUGUUUAGCAAUGCCGGGAUCGCGAGUAAAGGCGAGCAGACAGUUGUUGACAUGGAUCUGAACGAAUUUGAAAAGUUGUUUUCCAUUAAUGUUCGAGGGACGGUGUUGUGCCUGAAGUAUGCCGCACGUUCUAUGAUUGAGAAAAAGGUGAAAGGAAACAUUAUUUGCACGGCUAGCGUGCUGGGCCGGAGAGGCGUGCCACGACGUACGGAUUAUUGCAUGUCGAAGCAUGCAGUGGUGGGGUUGAUGAAAUCGGCGACCAAGCAGUUGGGGAAGUAUGGAAUCCGAGUGAAUGCUGUUUCGCCUUUUGCUGUGGCGACACCGUUGAUGUGCAAUGUGCAUGACAAAGGGGCCGAAGAAGUGGAAAAGAUGUAUGAAUCGAUGAGUAGCUUGAAAGAUGUGGUGUUGAAAGCAGAUGAUAUUGCCGACGCCGUGUUGUUCCUUGCCUCCCAGGAAUCUAGAUUUAUCACUGGGGUUGAUAUGGCUAUCGACGGCGGUUUUGAUGUUUGA
Messenger RNA from Lactuca saligna, 771 nucleotides. NCBI's taxonomy places the organism in Eukaryota, Viridiplantae, Streptophyta, Magnoliopsida, Asterales, Asteraceae. The record is from the annotation of a GenBank genome assembly.